UAGACGCAGUCGGAAAGAGGAGGAGGUUAGAUCGCGCGAUUCGCGACGAUACCAACGCUGGAGGUACUUCAGUAUCCUCUUGCGUUCAAGACUAAUUCCACGGAAAUAAAUCCGUAAGUGUCGCAUAACGAGUAACAAGAGAAUGACGCAAAUUUCGUAACAUUGAAGAAAUUGGCACGAACGAUGCACUACGUCGUCUUCGCCACGUGAACACUACCAGUCUGUUUCGUCGCUCAUAUGCCGGAAACCAAAUAGUUAGGUAGACAAAAAUCUGCCGGCGUAUUACGAUGUGCUCAUUUCAAAUGUUUUAAAAAGACCUAUUGCAUUACAAAGUCCGAAGAUAUUUUUGUUAUUGACGAUAUUGAAGGCUGGACAAAAAACGUGACAAGAUUUAAGAAGAAUAUGUAGAAAAUUGUGCGCGUUCAGAAGAGAAACUAAGAAGGCGUGAGUGCAUAAGAACCGAACACGAUUCCCUUAACGAAGAAUCUAAUCGUCCAGUUUCAUUCCACUUCUGAGUGGUAGGGUUCUUCAGUCCAAAAAAUAUAUCUAAAUGUGUUCCAUAGCGAUGCCAGCUGAGCUGCUUCUGGGGCAUAGUCCUCCAGUGUACAAUCCAUUGCUGUACAGUCCUCUGGUGGUAACGGCACCAACGAUUACUAGCAGAUCGGUGCCACCCAGAAUAAGGCCAUGUUUGUCAUCUGGUUCCUUGGCCAUAGAUAGCAUUCGAAACAGUAACGAUGGUGGCAGUAAUAAACAGAAAAAGAGGGUGGUAUUUGCCGAUGAUCGUGGUCGUCCUCUGACACAGGUACGUGUAAUGUCAGAACCCAGUAACGUACCACCUCUGUGGAGCACAGCUUACCUAGCUGGAUUAACUGGACGACUUCUAAAUACGAAAAUCGAGAAUGAACAGCCUGUAGAACUCAUGUCACUUUGGCAAGUAACUUUCCCCCAGCCAGCGAGCGAUUAUCUCGCCUUUCGUCGGAAACUCGAUCAGGAGAAUGUCAGCUUGGAAAACGUGAUAGUGAGAGAGUCGGAACAGUGUCUGGUGGGCACCAUCAAGGUCCGUAAUAUAGCGUACGACAAGGAAGUCGUGGUCAGGGCGAGCAACGAUUCUUGGAAAACACACGAGGACGUACAUUGCACUUACGUUGAACAGCCAGGUUUACCAGCUCUAAUUUUGUACGACACCUUCCGCUUUCGAUUAACUUUACCAUUGAAAUCAAACCUGAUAGAAUUUUGCGUACGAUAUCGAACUGAUGGGAAGGAAUAUUGGGACAACAACGAGGGAAAAAACUUUAUCGUCCGCAAGAAGUUAGAGCCACGAGCACCGGCCAAACGAUACGAUAUUCUGACGACAGCGUGUGACGGUUUCUCAAGCAAUGGCAUCCGAGAUAGUAUACCGCGAAUCACAGAUGCGACCAGGGCGAACGUACGCACGUGGAGUGAAUUUGCGUCCUGGCAACACCUUACAAACGAUGCCCCAUACUGGUGAAUCCUCGUCACUGGUCACAAACGAUGUACGAAAGUCGUACGAAUUCUUCCAGUCCACUUGAUUUAAAGAUCACGAGACGUAGAUCACGCGGGACGAGGUGGCAUUGCACACAGCACAUGCAGUAUACACAAGAUGGUUGUACGAAACAUGUGUAUAUCUACGUGGGAGUGCAUAUUAUACGGGUGCCAGGAACAAGAGAACGGAGAAGAGAACAAUUUCAAAAGGAGGGAAGCGAUGAACUACGAUUGAGUUCAAAUUAUAGAAAGACAUGCUUGGGCGGAAGAGAGAGACGUAAUCGGAGGUCGAUAGCGUUGAACAGGCGAGAAAGGAGGCACUGGUCGCGUUACAUUUAUGAUUGCAACGUGCAAAACAGAUAUGUACAUAGAAAUAUACAGAAUAAACGUGCAAGAGUUAUUCCAAGGAUUUGUUGAAGGCAUUGAUGAAGAUCACGGAUCAGGAUAUGAUGGAUGUUCGUUUCAAAGCUUCCCCAAACUCUGUCAAAUAUGGAGAUCGCCAGCAUCUUCUUCUCGAUCGUCGUCUUCCUUCUCCUUCUCUUCCUCUUUCCUGGAACUUGGCUACCAUCAGCCGAGGAUAUCCGUCAAGAUAAGUUUCCACCUUCAACUUGACCAAAUCUCGGUGGUCUCGUCCGUUCCUCAUUCUUUCUUAUUACUAUUUCCCUCUUCGCGUAUCCUUUCUUAUUUCUUUAUCUUUCUCUAUAUAAUUCUCUUGUUUCUUUUAAUUCCCUCCGAACAUCGUACGAACUUAACGCGGUAUUUUUAGUGGGGUUUUUCUUAGAUGGGGGACAUCAUGAUGACAAUUACACCACCAGUUCAUGUGAAGAAACGGACUGCAGAAUGGACGAUCAUGAAAUCACAAGGAGAGAGGGAUUCGAGUUUAUAGAAUAACAUGAGUGCAAUUAGGGAUACUUCCUACAGACUGGCAACCACUGGCGACUGCCUAACCGCUUUUAAGGGCGCGCUAUCAUAAUCCAGCUAGUGUGCGAUGGUCAUCUUUUAAUCGUUUUGCUGGCUAUCAACAUCAACCUCUUCCCCAUCCAUAGAACUGGCAAGCCUCUUCACCCUCCAUAGUACUCUUAGUGUAGAACACAAUGGAGUUGGAGUGUUUACUAGACAUUUAUAUGAAAUCUUGACAAUGAUUGUUGUUCUCUGAACACCUAUUCCUCUGUUGUUUAUAACUUUUCUUUUUUAUAUAUAUAUAUUUUUCUUUCUUUUCUUUGGUUUUCUCUUAACGUCGUUGUAACCCUUUUCGCUAUUUUAUGU
Eufriesea mexicana is the source of this 2769-nucleotide messenger RNA. It is a transcript of the gene Gbs-70E, whose product is annotated as Glycogen binding subunit 70E. The transcript is spliced from 7 exons. Lineage: Eukaryota; Metazoa; Arthropoda; Insecta; Hymenoptera; Apidae. Gene Ontology annotation, molecular function: glycogen binding; protein phosphatase 1 binding. The record is from RefSeq and is a predicted model, not a curated record. The coding region runs from base 551 to 1489 and encodes 312 amino acids. Gene Ontology annotation, cellular component: protein phosphatase type 1 complex. Gene Ontology annotation, biological process: regulation of glycogen biosynthetic process.